This is a messenger RNA of Sus scrofa (pig), 6075 nucleotides long. RefSeq names its product interleukin 1 receptor associated kinase 3 (gene IRAK3). Gene Ontology annotation, biological process: negative regulation of tumor necrosis factor production; cellular response to lipopolysaccharide; negative regulation of interleukin-12 production. The record is from RefSeq and is a predicted model, not a curated record. Gene Ontology annotation, molecular function: protein binding; ATP binding; protein kinase activity. Gene Ontology annotation, cellular component: plasma membrane; cytoplasm; nucleus. Lineage: Eukaryota; Metazoa; Chordata; Mammalia; Artiodactyla; Suidae.
GCUGCGCCACGACGGGAACUCUUGAUUUUAAAUUGAGUCCAAUUAAAAGAUUUUUUUUCCUCCCCACUCCCUCCCAGCUAUAAUCAGGUGUGUGUGUAGAGCCAAAAACUGGAUUUUAUCAGGAUGAUAGAUUUGCCAAGAGUUCAACAAAGUGAGGGGGAGCAAGAGAAUAGAGAGCAUAUGCAAGGGAGGGAUUAAAAUAAUUGAGUAUAGACUUGAUGGAUAAAGAGAAAAGUGAAAAUGUCCAGAGGGUGGGGCCAGAGAAAAGUUGGCAAGAUUUUGGAUUUGGAAUCCUGGUGGGGGGGUAGGGGUUUGGGGGGUUAGAGUACUAGAGGGAAUGCACUAGAAGGAUAGGAUAGAUGUGAUCAGAGAGCAGAUUGAUGAAAUAGAAUUCACACGUGGGGUGCAGUUAUUGCCAAUGACAAGUUCUAGUGGACGAGUGAGUGGCUGAAAAAGGACGGAGGACAAAACCACUGAACAAGACAAAUCAAGGAACUUAAAUAGUUCCUUGUAUUAGAAAGAUCAUCAUUUAUCUACAUGUAUUUUAAGUCACCAAGGAUUAAGACAGCGUUUGCACUUGAAAGAAUUACAGUAAGCAGGAGCUAUAUGGUCUAAAAAUGAGGAGGCAGAAUUGAGGAGGGGGAGAGCAGUGGAUGACCGCAACAGUGAAGAGUGAUGAGUGAUACAACCUGAUGAUAUAAAAUUGAAAAGUCAAAGGCAGUUUCAGGGAGGGAGCAUGAUCUGCUACUAACUGACAACAAUGAAAACACAAGAAUAUGCAGUCUAUAGAGAUUUCACAUAAUCAGGCUUUCACAUAAAAUUCUUGCUUCUCUGUAAAUCAGAAGAUCUGGAAAAGCAGGUCUUGCUGACGGAUUCACUCAGCCACAGUGAUUUCCUAGCUCCUUUGCGUAUUUGAGUUUGGCUCCCCUGUUCCAGCAAUUCAAGUACUUAAUUGCCUCUGUGUUGCUCAGCUUGUACAAAGCAGUAUAAGGUAGUCCCUUUGAGGGGUAUAGGGCUUCCUAAGCGUGUAGAGAUGGAAAGGAAUUUGAGCACUGAAAAAAGGGAUAUAGAAAUUCUCGCCCAAACGAUAUUAGCUUUACCAAUUUCCAAGUAUACUUUGUGGAAUACUUUGGGUGAGAACGACUAGGAAAUUUGAGCAGGUAGGAAAUGAUGGUGCAUCAUCACUGUUGACCUCUAGGGCGCGCCAUCCUCCCAAGAGUCCGAAAUCUGCAAGGUGGCCAAUAGGUGUGGCUAUUUUUCAGCUGAUAGCCAUCAUCCCACUUUUCAUUCCUUUAGGUUGGGAUUCUUUUCACCACUGAGCAUCUCCUCUUUUUGUCAGUAGUAUUUGCAUCAUGUCUGCGGUGGGAUAUUACAGCAUAAACAGUGGAAGAUUUCAAAACAAUAGCCAAUUUUACUUAAACUCCCUGUUUAAAGCAAGAGGAAGAUCCUGUGAAGCACUUUGAGGAAGGAAAAGAUGGUUGAAAAAUGUUUCAUCAGGAAAGCCCGGGGAGAAAAGAAGGUGGUAAAACCAAACAGCAGCAUGGAGAAGGGACAGCCUCGUGAAGAAAACGUCCACAAUUUUAUUCCACUUUAUUCUCUCUUCUGUUUUUCCGUUGUUGGUAUCCAGGUCCAUCUCUUCCAAUAAUCAUUAAGACAUGCACAUUUAUCUGUUUAACUUCGGUGAAAGUUGGGAGGGAAAGGUGCCAAACGUUUAGAGCAGUUGCCUUCAGCUGAAUGAGGCUGUAAGUCAUUAUUUUCCUCUUUCAGUUUUUCUGGGUUUUCCAAAUGUUCCUCAAGGAACAGGGUAAAACGAAAUACGUUUUUUAAAAAGACGUCAUGACAGGUCAUCUCAUAUCCAUCCAGGCCAGGCCGAGAGGGUGGCGGACUCUUCAUCAGUUCUGCGCUUCUGGUUUUUCUCCAGCUCUCACUCUUCGCUUGGCCUCGUCUGGUCACGUCCCAAAGCCGCAGGAGCGAAAGGACUGUCGAAAACUGAAAGCCCGCGAGAAGGCAGAAGCCGCGACCGGGCGAAACCGCCGCCGAGCCGGCGUCCGCGGGGGCUCUCCCGGGAGCGACGCUGUGCGUCACGGGGGGCCCGCCCCCCGCGCGGCCGGGGCUAGGCGUGUGCGGCUGUCUUGGCCGCCGUCGUGGAAGCAGGAUUUCCGCGGUUGUGUAACGGCAACGCGCGGCCGCGGAGAGGCUAGCGCUCCCCAUCCCUCCCCGGCCUGGCCCCUGGUCUCCAGCGGCGCAGCCAUGGCCUGGACGGCGGCGGGGAGCGGCGGGGCCCGCGGCGCGCUCUCGGCGCACACGCUGCUGUUCGACAUGCCGCCCACGCUCCUGGGCGAGUUCUGCGCGGUCCUGGACAGCUGCGACGGCGCGCUCGGGUGGCGCGGUCUUGCGGAGCGACUUUCAAGCAGCUGGCUGGAUGUUCGUCACAUUGAAAAAUAUGUAGACCAAGGUAAAAGCGGAACAAGAGAAUUGCUUUGGUCCUGGGCGCAGAAAAACAAGACCAUCGGUGACCUUUUACAGGUUCUCCAGGAGAUGGGACAUCAUCGAGCUAUCCAUUUAAUUGCAAAUUAUGGAGCAGCCUUGAAUCCUUCAGAGUGGAAUCAUCAGGGAAAAAGAUUCCCAAACGUGUUAUCCAAGGAAAUAGCCAAUGUCACAGUGGCUAAUGCUCCUAUUCCUGAACGUAAUGAAAAAGGAAUAUUGCUUAAGUCCUCCAUCAGCUUUCAGAACAUCAUAGAAGGAACCAAAAAUUUCCACCAAGACUUUUUAAUCGGAGAAGGGGAAAUUUUUGAGGUAUACAGAGUGGAAAUCCAAAACCGAACAUAUGCCAUUAAAUUAUUUAAACAGGAAAAGAAAAUGCAGUGUAAGAAACAAUGGAAGAGUUUUUUAUCUGAGCUUGAAGUUUUACUGCUGUUUCAUCAUCCAAACAUUCUGGAGUUGGUUGCAUAUUUUACGAAGAGUGAGAAGUUUUGCCUGGUUUAUCCGUAUAUGAGGAAUGGAUCCCUUUUUGACAGAUUACAGUGUGUAGAUAACACAGCCCCACUGUCUUGGCACGUCCGCAUCAGUGUAUUAAUAGGAACAGCCAAAGCCAUUCAGUACUUGCACAGCAGGGAACCAUGCUCCGUCAUCUGUGGCAGUGUAUCAAGUGCCAACAUACUUCUGGAUGAUCAGUUUCAACCCAAACUAACUGAUUUUGCCAUGGCCCACUUCCGACCCCACCUCGAACAUCAGAGCUCUACCAUAAGCCUGGCGAGCAGCAGCAGUAAACAUUUGUGGUACAUGCCAGAAGAGUAUAUCAGACAGGGCAAACUCUCCAUUAAAACAGACGUCUACAGCUUUGGAAUUGUAAUAAUGGAGGUUCUGACAGGUUGUAAAGUGGUGUUAGAUGAGCCAAAGCAUAUCCAGCUGAGGGAUCUCCUUAUCGAAUUGAUGGAGAAGCGAGGCCUCGAUUCAUGUAUCUCAUUUCUAGAUAAGAAAGUGCAUCCCUGUCCUCAGAAUUUUUCCGCCAAGCUGUUCUCUCUGGCAGGCCAGUGUGCGGCAACACGGGCAAAAUUAAGACCAUCAAUGGAUGAAGUCCUGACUGUUCUUGAAAGUUCUCAAGCCAGCUUGUAUUUUGCGGAAGAUCCUCCCACAUCCCUGAAGUCCUUCAGGAGUCCUUCUCCUCUGUUCUUCGAUAAUGUGCCAAGCAUUCCAGUGGAAGAUGAUGAAAACCAGAAUAAUCCAUCACUGCCUCAUGAUACAGGUUUGAGAAAAGAUAGGCUGGCCCAGAAAACUCCAUUUGAAUGCAGCCAGUCCGAGGUGACGUAUCUGGGCUUUGACAGAAAAUCAGGGACCAAGAGGAAUGAGGAUGCCUGCAACGCGGCCAGUUUUCCUUGUGAAGAAAGCUCGUCUUCUGAGCACGCGGCUCCAUCCAAGGACUCCAGGGCCAGUCCUGUGCCUAUGGACUCUUCUGCAGAAGUGCCAGGCCAUUCCUGUAGGAGCAGCAGGCCAGUGCAGACCAGCUCUUCCUCUGAGGUUUCCUGGAGUGAAUGCGAACCGUACAGAAAAGCAUCGGUUUCCACGGAAGACGGGGAAGAAAGCAAGUGUUGCUGAGCACAGAGUGGGCUGACAUUUUGUUUUAGCAAGACCAUUGCCUCACGAUCAAACCUGGGCUAAAUUAGAACCAGUCGGAAUUACCUAAGGUCACGGACGCUGACUUCAGGCAAACAAAACAAUACCUCCCACAAAGGAACUGGAUUCCAGUGUCUUCUCCAUCAACAUUCCCGUGAGUCCUCAGAGCCUCCAGUCUGCAGAGUACGGUCAGUUCAGCUGGGUUCCAUUGUUUUGGGUUUGCUUGCUUGAGAAGGUCGUAAGAAAUGCCUGAUUCGUAAAUGUUGAUAGAUACCUUUUAAAAGAAUUGCCUUUUUGCUUGUUUCGGUUGACUCUUAGUCUGUUUCUGUUCAUCUCUGUCAAAUCUGCCUGUCUGAAGAUAAGCCAGGUUCACCCUUGGCCAUGACAUACCCCAAAUCUGUAUUUCUGUAUUUAAAUGCUUAGGAUAAUUUUAUUUCAUAUAAUACAGUUGUUGACUAUUAUUACAAUUAUUAAAGCCAACUUAGAGACUACUAUAUCCCGAGUAAAAUGUAUAAAAUUUUAAUCAAGUAAUUUUUUGUUCCUAAGAAAAUGGCUGAUCACAAGGGCCUGGAUUGGCUUUUUGUUUGUUUCCAAUUUUGUGCCUUCACCUGACUGUUUACUGGAUCUCCCCCUUUUGAAAUCCCACCCUAUCUUUUAGGGUCCACCAUAAGUUCCAUCCUCCAGAAAGCUUUCCUAAUCUCUCCAGCCAGUAGUGCUCACUUUAUCAACAUUUCUGUAGCAGAUUUUUAUUUAAAAAGUUUAUUGAAGUGUGGUUGAUUGACAAAUGUUGGUUUCUGGUGUAUAGCAAAGUGUUCAGUUGUCCAUUCUUCUUCAUUAUGGUUCAUUACAAGAUACUGAAUCCCGUUCCCUGUGCUAUGCAGUAGACCUUGUUUUUUAUCUAUUUUACAUAUAGUAGUGUGUCUCUGCUCAUCCCAGAUUCCUAAUUUAUCCCUCUCCCACCCCUUUUCCCCUUUGGUAACCAUAUGUUUGUUUGCUCUGUCUAUGGGUCUGUGUCUAUUUUGUAAAUAAGUUCAUUUGUAUCAUCCAUAGCAGUUUCUUUGCGUUUCUGUUUUAUACUUGUCAUUUUAUGAAUUAUAUCAAAGUUGCAUGUAUUAUCUCCCUUACUAAAUUAUAAACUCCCUGUAUGAGCUGCCUAUCCUUGCUGUAACAAACCAUCACAAAUUUAGUGGGUUAAAACAACGUAAUUAUUUUACAGUUUUGGAGGUCUGAAGUCCUCGGCCUUCCUCCUGGAGACUCUAGGGGAGAAUUUGUUCCCUUGCCUUUUCUGGUGUCCAGAGGCUGUCUGAAUUCUUUGGUUCGUGACUUCUUCCUCCAUCCUCAAAGCCAGCAAUGUAGCAUCUUUAAGUCUAGAUCUCUCUUUCUUUCUCUUGGAACACUUCUUUGUCACCUCUGUCUCUUUGGCCCGCCAAAGGAUCCUGGUGAUUGCAUUGGGGCCACUCAGAUAAGAAAAUCUCCGUAUCUAAAGAGCUUUAAUUUAAUCACAUCUACAAUGUCCCUUUUCUCCUAUAAAGUCAUAUAUUCACAGGUUUCUGGGAUUAGGACAUCUUUGGGGGGCCAUCACAUUUUCUGACUGUGUUGGUCCAUCUGUUCGGGGCCUAGCAUGUUCACCUGUACAGAGCAGGUGUUUCCUUAUAAGUUAAAUUAAAUUACAUAAUCUCUAUGAACCCACAUAAUAAAAAAAUCAGUUAUAUUAAACAUUCCUGAGUAAUAAAGUGAGGAUAAUGACUGUCUUUAUGAUGUUGGACAGGACUACUCCUUGAAAAUCAUUUCCGAGGAUUUGCAGAAUCUCCCUCUCUGGGAUGUUUAUAAUAAAAGAGCAUGGAGUUCCUGUUGUGGCUCAGUGGUUAAUGAACCCGACUAGCAUCCAUGAGGAUGUGGGUUUGAUCCCUGGCCUUGCUCAGUGGAUUGAGGAUCUGGCGUUGCCAUGAGCUGUGGUGUAGG